Molecule: messenger RNA, 165 nt
Organism: Spirodela intermedia
Lineage: Eukaryota; Viridiplantae; Streptophyta; Magnoliopsida; Alismatales; Araceae
Source: the annotation of a GenBank genome assembly
AUGAAUUGGAAGAAGGUGAUCAUGAUCAACCAGUGGCCAAAGGAGGUGCUGGAACGAAGAUCAUUUCUAAGACUUGUGAAUUAUUACUAUAAAUUCAUUCGAAGCUUAUCACAUAUUGUUGUACUACUUACCAAAGUUCUGAAGAAGGAUCAAAAGUGGACGUAG